This is a messenger RNA of Nicotiana attenuata, 1128 nucleotides long. RefSeq lists its product as uncharacterized. Bases 1 to 978 code for a protein of 325 amino acids. The record is from RefSeq and is a predicted model, not a curated record. NCBI's taxonomy places the organism in Eukaryota, Viridiplantae, Streptophyta, Magnoliopsida, Solanales, Solanaceae. The transcript is spliced from 7 exons.
AUGCCUCCGGGAAAGAGAAUUGAUGUGCAAUUCAAUAGCCGUAACCAAUUCAUUGGGAAAGAGGGUCGGAAGCUUGCUAGCUUUCUAGGGAUUAAGAAGUUCUCUAUCCCAACACGGGGAGAAAGGUAUGUCAUAAAGUCACUAGGAAAGAAAUGGAAAGAUUACAAGUGUGAUUUAAAAAGUAAGUAUACAUCAAAGUAUAAGACCAAAGAUGCUCUACCGAAAAAUAGACCAAGUCGUAUACCUAGAGAUCAGUGGACUGGUCUCGUCUCUUAUUGGCUCUCUGAUAAAGCUAAGAGGAGAACACAAGCAAAUAGAAAUAACAGGGUCAAGCAAAAUAUGCCUCACACUGGAGGAUUCAAAAGUAUUGCCACCUUGAUGGCUGAGAAGGCUGAAAAUGGAAUAGAGCCUACACAAGCACAAGUUUUCAUUUUAACUCAUAAAAAAUGUAAGGAUGGUCGACCACUUGAUGUGGAGUCUUCAAGGACAAUCGACAUGAUAAAUGAAAAAUUGAGGAGUAGUACUGAGAGAUCAAAUGACCAGCCUCCCCAUAGUGUUGCUUGGGAAGGAGAUGUAUAUUCUCAAGUGUUGGGAAAUGAAAAAAGUGGGUAUGUUCGAGGUUUGGGACUUAGUCCAACUCCUUCUAUACUGUGGGGUAGUAAAUCUUCCAUAGAAAAUUUGGUUCCAGAGGAUUCGUGUAAUGAUAUAAGAAGGUUAGAACAAAAGGUAACAGAGUUAACAGAGUUAAACGGAAAACAAAAUGAAGAAACGAGUUUGAUGAAACAAGAAUUAUUAUGGAUGAGACAAAUCAUGUCCAAAAUUGCUCCUAAUGAGUUAUUGUCCCAGAAUAUCAAUCGAUUCUCAACUGAACAGGUCCCUGAUGGCAACAGUGGAUAUGAACGAGUAGCACAAGUGCAACGAAUGCAUAGUGUUAGUGAAAAUACUUCAUCUUCUCAUGGUUAUGAAUAUGAAGUUUGAAAAUUUAGCAUGUGAAGGAUUUCAAUAUGAUGAAGAAUUGCAAAAAUUAUUUGAGGACUAUGGAUAUAUUAUAUUGUUAUUGUCGGUAUUCAAUAGAAUCAGUUACAAUGACAUUAGUUUUUUAGUUUAAACAAUACAACUUAUUUUAUU